Messenger RNA from Asterias rubens (European starfish), 2459 nucleotides. Its product is annotated as ectonucleoside triphosphate diphosphohydrolase 8-like. The record is from RefSeq and is a predicted model, not a curated record. The transcript is spliced from 9 exons. Gene Ontology annotation, molecular function: GDP phosphatase activity; UDP phosphatase activity. Gene Ontology annotation, biological process: nucleoside diphosphate catabolic process. Gene Ontology annotation, cellular component: plasma membrane. Bases 188 to 1744 code for a protein of 518 amino acids. Lineage: Eukaryota; Metazoa; Echinodermata; Asteroidea; Forcipulatida; Asteriidae.
UGCUGUUGCUAUAUCUCCCAGGUGGCCUUUCAUCAUACCAUAGAGCUAUACAGCCAACAGCUUACUACUCAGUAGUUGUAGAAUAGAGGCGCAGCAAGUCUCGGUGUCACCUUAGUCACGGGCAAAGAGACGCUGCUCUCGUGAAGGUGUUCGCCGCUUUGGAGCGGCAGGGGAUAACACAAAAGAGAUGGCGAUCCAUGGAGGACUGCGAGUCUUUGCGAAGCUUAUAAUCGUAACUGGAGCCACCCUUUUACUGCUGGGAAUCAUUGGGCUUGUGGUUGUUGCCCAUUCAAAUGAUCACUACUGCGGCAAACAAGGGUACGGUGUGGUUUUUGAUGCCGGUUCAUCACAUACAUCGAUGGCAAUUUACCAAUGGCUUGGAGAAACCACAAAUGGAACAGGAAUUGCAUCUGAAGUUGCUUAUAUCUCAGACUGUACUGAAGAUGGAAUAGCGACCCGUCCUGAUGACCAGGAGGCUAUAGCCGCAGGCUUAGGGCAAUGCCUCAACACAGCAAAGCUAGCUGUACCCGAUUUCAGUCACGAGUAUACCCCUGUUUAUCUGGGUGCAACGGCGGGUAUGAGGAUGUUAGCUGAAACAUUUCCAACCAAGACCGAUACGAUCAUGAAAACAAUCCGGAAGACUCUGGCUGACAGUCCGUUCAGCUUCGAGGAUGAGCAGAAACAAGCUAGGAUACUCACCGGGCAAUCGGAGGGAAAGGACGGGUGGGUUUCCGCCAACUACCUCGCUGGCAAUCUCGGAGUGGUGCCUGCUUCUGGUAGCAAAAGCAGUAUCUUUUCACCGAGGAAACCUAUUCCACCCAGGCCAACAUUUGGUGCUUUAGAUUUUGGAGGAGCGUCUUUACAAAUCUCUUUCAUACCGGAAGAUCCGAGCAGUGUACCCACGAGCAAUCUCGUCAAACUCCGCCUGUACGGCACGGACUACCAAGUCUACACACACAGCUAUUUGUGCUACGGAGCGAACGAGAUACGAAGGCGAUUUGAGGCAUCUUUAGUAAAAAACUCUGGUUACUCGAGUGUGUUAUCGAAUCCCUGUUCGCCCAGCGGUUACUCCUACACAGUGAGCGGGGCUGAUAUAUGGAAAGCCCCUUGCAGCAGCGGCCCAGCGGACAUGAUGGAUGACGCCAUUUUUACACUCAACGGGACAAGUGAUCCAGACGGGUGUUAUAAUGCGACCAAGAGGCUGUUUGACUUCGGCGCUCCGUGUGCCGAGCCCCCGUGCUCCAUCGACGGCGUGCACUCACCACUUCCCUUCGGAUCGUUCAAGGCCUUCAAUGGCUUUGCUUAUACUUCAAAUGGUGUCGGCUUAUCUUCAACUCCAACGCUACCUGCAUUUCUGAACAAAACCCGGGAAUAUUGCACACUAACAAUUGAUGAGCUCAACCGGCUACCGGAACAGUUUAAAUUCAAACUCAGGUUCUGCUUCCAGGGUAUGUACAUUCGAAUCAUACUUCUCGAAGCCUUCAAGUUUGAGGAGAGUAACUGGGAUAUGGAGUUCACAUUAAAGGUAAACAAUGUACAGCUCGGCUGGUCGCUAGGCUACAUGGUAGACGCCACCAAUCGGCUACCCGAGGAAAGGCCCUGUGUGGGACUCCUCCAAGCCAAUAUGAUCGGUCUUCUCUUCAUGUUGGUCAUGAUCAGCCUCUUAGGGUUGCUACUCGUUGUCUUAGGAGUCAAAAUAUCAGGCAUGGCUUCACCUCCUUCAUAUCAAGCUGAAGUCGUUUAACCUUUAAGAAUUAUCGAAAAUUAGUAUCAAAAUCUGAAAUCCUUUUUACCGAUUGAAAGACUAUUUUUAAUUUGAAUAAAUUAGAGAGUAAUUUUUUUUGGCGAUGAACAAUGUAAUGGGUAGUAAUUCUGGACAGUCUUGAAAGAAGAUUGUUUGAAGUAAUGCCCAAUUUGUUUAAGUAUAUUUAAUCUCAACUAAACUAUUGACAACUCUGUCCAUUCUAAGAUUUUUAUCCAUUGUAGAACAGCGCCCAGGUUACCAUUAAUUGGGCAUUUCUUGUAAGAAUUUUCAUCCUGAAAUAUUAUUUAUUUAAAAUAUAAAGUUAAAAGAGGCUAUAAUUGGUGUUGCCAGGUAGUUAGCUUAAGUUAAAACUAUAUUUUGUGGAAAACUUUCGGUUUGUUCGGGUAUCGAGUUCCAAUCCUUUAGUUUUUCUGCAGUAACAUGGUUGGGCUCAAGCUUGUUUUAAAUUAAAUAAGCUUUCCAUUUACCAAUAUAAAGGAGACACGGUAUACGGUAAUUGAAGACUCAUUGUUUUAAUAAUGUAUAAGACAUAGGCCUUAUUGAGAGGAAUUGAGUAGAUAAUUCUUUAUAGAAAGGACUGCGGUAGCACCAUGUAAUGAUAAAUGAGUCUGGGUAGAAAGAACCGUUGUUUUCAACUCGACGUUUCCAGAAGACGAUCAGAGCAUACUGAUCGAAACGUCAAGUUGAAACCAAC